Messenger RNA from Paramecium tetraurelia, 1077 nucleotides. RefSeq lists its product as uncharacterized. The record is from RefSeq and is a predicted model, not a curated record. NCBI's taxonomy places the organism in Eukaryota, Ciliophora, Oligohymenophorea, Peniculida, Parameciidae. The transcript has 3 exons.
AUGCAAUAUUUAUUGGCUUUGUGUUUUGUUUUAGUAGUUUUGGGACAAUAGAUAAAAGGAAAUGGGAAGCAUCAUAAACACAAGAACAAGGAGAUCGGAUUUGUGUAGGUUUCAGCAGAUUUGAAUGAUUAACGCAUCAUCUUGGAAGGGAUUAUACAAUAGGUGAAUCAAUUAGCUCUCUUAGUAUAAAGAUAAAAUGUAUUUGAUGAUAGUUUGAGACAAAGACCUUUUGAUUUGAUGGGUUAAUUGGAUCGACUUGAUAAAUUGGAAUUGUAACCAGAAGAAUCUAAGAUCAUUGAAAGCUUAAAAUAGCAAUUAAACAUAAUCUCUAAUGCCAUGGAUGUGGAUGAUUACAUUCAAGAAUGCGACGGAGAAGAUGUUUGUUAAAUAUGCUAAGCCUCUGUGUAUUAUUAAUUGGAUGAUGAUAAUUGGUAUAUGAUUGGAUUCGAGCAUGGAUUUAAAAAGGAGUUCCAAUUCCUUCUAGAUUCUGCAAAAUAAGCACUAGGAUCUGAUGGGGAUCUCUUGUUGGCCUUCUCAACUGAAAAUCACAUCUGUCUGCAAUUUGCCAAUCUCAAACAUCCCAUAGACAUCAAUGGAGUACUUAAGCUCUAUUUGGGAACCACAUUGAAUGAUUACCAAAAUAAAUUGAUUCGCUUGCCAACUCAUGGAGUACCUUUGGAGUUCCUAGUCAGAGCAGAAUACACGAAUAGGAAUUUCAUUUAUAAAGAUCUCAAAUUUAUUGUAAAUGAUAAUUCCCAAAGAGAUAUUCUGGGUGGCCGAUUGAAUAAAUUGCAAUUCUCCAUUUUCGAUUUAAAUGUUUAUAUGAUCAUAUUAUCAUUUAAGGUACUGAUCGAAUAUGAUGGCCAAUUUUACAUCCAAUCCCAGAUCUUCCCAUUUCAAGUUAAGACCAUUCAAGGGAGCACUCAAUCAGAAUAAAUCAAUAUCAAAUAUUCAAAGAACAUAGCCGAAUAGUAUUUGUCAAGUUCUAUUCUGAAGGACACGUUCAAAUUUAGCUAGAUGCAAGCCUCUACUUAUACAAAUAGUACUGACAUAGUAAUAUCUGUUGAAUUAGAUUGA